AUGUGGAAAACUAUCAAUCAACUCACAAAUAAGAAGUUGAAAACAACAAAUAUUAAUGAAUUGGUCAUUGACCAAAAAAUUAUCACAAAACCAGACCAAAUAGCAGAUGCUAUGAAUAAUUAUUUUAAUGAAAUUGUACCAGCUCUGGCAAGUAGUCUUCCAAGUGGGCAUAGUUGUUUUGAAACUUAUAUCAACCCUAUUAACACUACAUUUGAAAUUCAAGAAAUUGUUGCUUUGGAUGUUACAAGUGAAAUUUUGAGGAUUAAAACCUCAAAAGAUACUGGACACAAUCGAAUAUCACCAAAACUUCUGAAAGAUAGUGUAGAAGUUAUUGCCAAUUCUCUCACAAAUAUAUUUAAUAAAUCCAUUGAAAAAGGCAUAUUUCCUGAUGACUUCAAGAUUGCAUGCAUAUCUCCUAUACAUAAAGGGGAUAGCAAACUAGAAUGUAGUAAUUACAGACCAAUAUCUAUUACAUCUGUUGUAGCAAAAGUGUUUGAAGCUCAUCUCCAGGCAAUUAAUUGA
Molecule: messenger RNA, 522 nt
Organism: Paramuricea clavata
Lineage: Eukaryota; Metazoa; Cnidaria; Anthozoa; Malacalcyonacea; Plexauridae
Source: the annotation of a GenBank genome assembly